GCCGCGCCCCUCUGCCCGCCGCUGCCGAAGGUUGGUGCAGUUCCUGCGCUGCUCGGGCGUCUCAGCGCUUCCCUGCCCGACUUCCAGCCCCGGCGCCAGGACCUUGAGAGAUGGCUGCCCAGUGUGUCACGAAGGUGGAGCUGAAUAUCUCCUGUGACAAUCUUUUGGAUAAAGAUGUAGGAUCCAAGUCAGACCCUUUAUGUGUGUUGUUUUUGAAUACCAGCGGCCAACAGUGGUAUGAGGUUGAGCGCACGGAGAGGAUUAAGAAUUGUUUGAAUCCCAAGUUUUCUAAGACAUUUAUUAUUGAUUACUACUUUGAAGUGGUUCAGAAAUUGAAAUUUGGGAUUUAUGACAUUGACAACAAAACCAUCGAUCUGAGUGAUGAUGACUUCUUAGGAGAAUGUGAAUGUACUCUUGGACAAAUUGUCUCCAGUAAGAAGCUAACUCGGCCACUGGUGCUUAAAAAUGGCAGACCUGCAGGGAAAGGAAGCAUCACGAUUUCAGCAGAAGAAAUAAAGGAUAAUCGAGUGGUCUUGUUUGAAAUGGAAGCAAGAAAGUUGGAUAACAAGGAUCUAUUUGGGAAGUCAGAUCCAUACCUUGAAUUCCACAAGCAGACGUCAGAUGGAAACUGGCUAAUGGUUCAUCGGACAGAGGUUAUUAAAAACAAUUUGAAUCCUGUUUGGAGACCUUUUAAAAUAUCUCUGAACUCUCUGUGCUAUGGAGAUAUGGACAAAACUAUUAAGGUUGAGUGCUAUGAUUAUGACAAUGAUGGGUCACAUGAUCUCAUUGGAACAUUUCAAACCACAAUGACAAAACUGAAAGAAGCUUCCAGAAACUCACCUCUUGAAUUUGAGUGCAUUAAUGAAAAGAAGAGGCAAAAGAAGAAAAGCUAUAAGAAUUCAGGUGUCGUCUGUGUGAAACAGUGCGAGAUUACCGUGGAGUGCACAUUCCUUGACUAUGUCAUGGGAGGAUGCCAGUUGAAUUUUACUGUGGGAGUGGACUUCACUGGCUCCAACGGUGACCCACGCUCUCCAGACUCCCUGCAUUACAUUAGUCCCAAUGGGGUUAAUGAGUACCUGACGGCUAUCUGGUCCGUGGGCCUCGUCGUUCAAGAUUAUGACACUGAUAAGAUGUUUCCAGCUUUUGGUUUUGGGGCGCAGAUACCUCCACAGUGGCAGGUUUCACACGAAUUUCCAAUGAACUUUAAUCCGACCAAUCCUUUCUGUAAUGGAAUACAAGGUAUCAUAGAGGCAUAUCGAACCUGCCUUCCUCAGAUAAGGCUCUAUGGACCGACGAAUUUUUCUCCAAUCAUCAAUCACGUAGCCAGAUUUGCUGCGGCCGCCACGCAACAGCAGACAGCUUCCCAAUAUUUUGUGCUGUUAAUCAUUACUGACGGUGUGAUCACAGACCUGGAUGAAACCAGACAAGCAAUAGUCAAUGCUUCCAAGCUCCCCAUGUCCAUCAUCAUCGUCGGAGUUGGGGGUGCCGACUUCAGUGCCAUGGAGUUUCUGGACGGUGAUGGCGGGACUCUCCGUGCCCCCUCAGGGGAGGCGGCCAUCAGAGACAUCGUCCAGUUUGUGCCUUUCAGACAGUUCCAGAAUUCUCCGAAAGAAGCUCUGGCUCAGUGUGUCUUGGCAGAGAUCCCCCAGCAGGUGGUGGGCUACUUCAACACAUACAAACUUCUUCCUCCCAAGAACCCAGCUACAAAGUAAGAGGAGCGGCGGCCGCCUGACUUCAGCCUUCUCUUGCACUGUGUGGAACAAUGGAUUCAACUCUUAUUCCAAAUAAUGAAAGCUAGGAUGUAAGCCUAGUUAUCCAAUCGAUCCUAUAUAUGUAUAAUAUUAUUUUUAUACUCUUUUUGGGGGAGGAAAGUGCUAAGUGACUCUUUGCUCAAUCAGUUCAACCAGUGAUUGCUAAGAAUUUAGAUUAAUUGCAGGGAGGCUAUUAGGAUAGAAGGUAGUGUCAAAAAAAACCCAUUCUUAUUCCUAUAGUUUUUUUUAUAUGAUAAAAAUGCUGUUUUUGCAAACCUUUGUCUACAGAAAGAAUGGGAAAUUAUUGGAAUGGUGUGAUUUAUAGAUUGUUACACUGAAUUUGCUCUAGGGAAUAUGUUUUCCAUUGUUUAUACCUGGUUUUCAGUGCCUGUUAAGUUAGAUGAUACUGAAUUUGUUGUCCUAACUGUAUUCAGUACUUUUCUAUGAAAUAAAAUUACCUUCUCUUGUACCUGGAUUUUGCUGUGCACUUUACAAAAUAGCAUGCCAUCGGACUCCAGGAAAGUACUAAAUGAGAAGGAGAACAGAUACUGAGUUCUUAAAAUGUGUAAUCAGUAAGUAUAAGAAAUCUCGUGGAAGUAAGCCAUUUUCCUUUGUCUUUCUAGAUCUUCUGUUUUCAUUGCAGAGUACUGUAUCAUGGUCAGCUCCAACCUUUUCUUUAACUGUCUGUGAUUCUCAGGAUUCUGUAAUUGCAUAGAUAAUCAGUUGCCCUAGAUUCAAAAUUAUUCAUUAUUAGCUGGAGUUCAUUAAACAGUUCGGACUCAUUGUCCAGGAAACUGAGAACCAAAAUAUAGGAGAAAUUUAGAAUUGUAUAUCUUCUCAUUAAUGGAAGACCUGUAUUUUUUUUGUCUUCUUUUUUAUAUUUGCACGAACUAAUAAUAUUCACUCUGACUGUAUAAAAGAAAAUUUGAAUGGGAAAUAGUCAUGAUUGACUUGAACCCAUUCUCAAUAGCAAAUUAAGUAGACAAAAAUGAACAGUGAAUGUCAGUCAGUUUGUAUAGAACACUAUUCAACAAAUACAUAUGUUUAAAGUAAGUUUCAAUGGGCAUCCUUUGAUAUCUAAGAUCAUAGGGGCUGGAGAGAUAGUACAGCAAGCAGGGUGCUUGCCUUGCAUGCAGCUGACCUGGGUUGAUCCCUGGCACUUCGGGAGUCCCUUGAGCCCCUCCAGGAAAGAUACCCAAACACAGAGUCAGGAUGAGCAGACCUGUUAUUUUUUAAGACAGAUUUUAUACUUUCCUUCCUAAGGUCCUAUACAUUGAUUUGUAAAUUUGUAUAGAUUCAUUUAGAUAUACAUAUUUUUAAAGUUUUUUUAAGAGAUAGCUUUUUUUUUUUCGGUCUUAUUUCUAGGCUCUAGAUAUCUUUUGCAUUUCUAAGGCAGAAUGCAUUAUUUUAAGCAUAAAACCUAUUGUAAAAAUUCUUAUUGCUCCAUUAGGGUCAUGUGGACUUACAUGCUUUAUAAACAAUAGAUUUUAUUUUACCCAUCAGAACAUAACAUAAUGGGGAGAGAAGGGGGAAUUGCAUUUUCAGAACACAUUUAGUAACUUGUUAUUGAGGACCUGUGUGCCAAGUAGUUUUCUUAUCCAUUAUGUUGACCAAUGACUUUUAAAGAGUUAACAUUACAGGUUGCUUGUUUAUCACAUAUCCUUAAAUUGGCGUGCCCAGUGCCAUGUUGAUAUGCUUUCAAUAUUAUGGAAAAAUCUUGCCACUUAUGCCACUGCUCAUGUCUCAUGUGUUCUCAAAUGUCUGAGGAAUGUGAGCCGGAAGACCAAACAUCUCUGGUUUCCAAGCAGAAGGUCAUUGCCAAAGUCAGCCCUGGUUGCCUUACUCUGGUGAGACUCAUCAUCUUUCUACCUAGGUGACUCUGAAUGUGUGCUCUUUACCUACAGGCCCCUGACUAGGGGUACCUUUGUGAGUAAUGAUCUGAGUAUCUUUUUGAGUAGUAAGUUAUGAGCUGUGAGACUGUCAUACGUCUCGUUACUCACCAUGCCAUUUUUGAUACUAGGGGAAAAGAAAAUGGAUCGUUCUUCCAAUAGUUUGGAAUCUUCAUUGCCUCCUAUAUCCCAAUUUUAAUGUGUCCCUGUGUGCUUGGAAACAACAUUUUGGUCUUGCUGUGCUUUUAAGAAUUUUUUUUAAAUGAUUGGACCUUUAAAGGGGAUAUGGACAUUUCUUGAUACAGAAAAUGGAUGGAAGCAGAGCUUGUCUUGUUGGAGAUUGGGACAAGUCCUGCUGACAGGACUUCCUCUUUAAAUUCAACUCUUCUAGUACCUUCAUCUCCCAUGUGGGGACUUGCGAACCACAGUCAGGAGCAUUUGUUGUUCUCAUCAGCCAAAUAAUAAUGCCUCUGUCACUACUGUCUGCUUGACUUGCCCUUCAUAAUUUUAUAUUCUGUUUUUCACCAGAACGUUUCCUUCUUAAGGUUAUUAUUAUUCACCCCUGAGCAGGUUUAUCAGUCAAUGCUAUUAUCCAUAAGAGCUGCAAUUCCAGAAAUUUAGAGUAAUUGGCACCCAUUCUGCAGUUUUGAAUAAAACCUUUUACAAAUCCCAAUGAUCAUUUUAUAAAAUUCUUACAAUCUCAACACUUGACUUCAUCACAUGCCAAUUUAAUAUUGUUUCAUAUUCCUAUAGCUCUACUCCUGUUGAACUAUCGUUCAUUCAAGUGCCAUUUAAAAAAAUGCAUUUGAAGAAAAAAAUAGCCAAGCCAACUUUCAUGCUUCAUGCAAUGAGAUAUAUUGCGAACAUGUGUUGGAGUGGCCACACACUCACUAGAAAAUAUUUUUCACAUAUGCCUAUUCUGAGAACAUAGUAUAGCAUUUGGCUUGUUCCAUCAUCUUGCAGUUAGAUUUAUAAAUGUAAGACUAUAAGUUAGAGCCUGGCAAGCUCCCCGUGACGUAUUCGAUAUGCCAAACACAGUAACAACAAAGUCUCCAAUGGAGACAUUACUGGGCCCUCUCGAGCAAAUCGACAAACAACGGGAGGGCCUUUACUUUACUUACUUUACUUUAAGACUAUAUACAUUUAAAAUCAGACUUGAAUUUUACAAUUGUUCACUUUGCUAGUGCCUUAGGCAGCCUUUCAAGAGUAAAUUCAGGAUCCCAUUGUCAUUUAUGUUGCAUUUUGAUAUAGUUUUCUCUUUUGAUUUUGUAAAUUUUGUGGGAAGCUAUCCUCAAUAAGUGUCUCCUAGUAUUUUUUAUACGUGUAGUUAAAAGUUACAGAAGUGGCACAUAAUGUAAGCCAGAAGUUUGACUGAGAUUAUGAGAGACUAUUUUGUGCUUUCAUGGAUGUCAUGCUUGAUAAGUGUAUGUUACUAAUAUAUGAAUUGAUGUUAAAUAUAUUUUCCAUUUGAAGUCCCUUUGGCUAAAUCUGUUUCAUAAUAUAAUGCCAUAUGUCUUUGUUUUCAUUUGUAUUCUUUCUCUAAAUGUAAUUAAGACCAAUAGAAAAUCUACAAAUAAAG
This is a messenger RNA of Sorex fumeus (smoky shrew), 5219 nucleotides long. It is a transcript of the gene CPNE3, whose product is annotated as copine 3. The record is from RefSeq and is a predicted model, not a curated record. Gene Ontology annotation, biological process: cellular response to calcium ion; ERBB2 signaling pathway. The coding region runs from base 111 to 1712 and encodes 533 amino acids. Gene Ontology annotation, cellular component: plasma membrane. Gene Ontology annotation, molecular function: receptor tyrosine kinase binding; calcium-dependent phospholipid binding. Lineage: Eukaryota; Metazoa; Chordata; Mammalia; Eulipotyphla; Soricidae. The transcript is spliced from 16 exons.